Messenger RNA from Sporothrix brasiliensis 5110, 213 nucleotides. RefSeq lists its product as uncharacterized. The transcript is spliced from 2 exons. The record is from RefSeq and is a predicted model, not a curated record. Bases 1 to 213 code for a protein of 70 amino acids. NCBI's taxonomy places the organism in Eukaryota, Fungi, Ascomycota, Sordariomycetes, Ophiostomatales, Ophiostomataceae.
AUGUCCAGUGAAGAAUCGACAAAGACCCCUGCCCAAGGCGCGGUAUCCGAGGCCCGCAAAGACGCUGUCUGGACGCCACAGGUCCGGCGCAAGUUUGAGACAAAAAGCAAGAGCGAGUACCUUGACCCGUGCCAAGAGGCAGCAGCGCGGAGCAUCCGGUGCCUGCAUCGCAACGGCGGCGACAAAGCGCUGUGCCAGGACUACUUUCAGUGA